AUGGAUAGUCUACAUUCUAUGUGGGGCAAUCUCCAUUUGAAUGAAGAAGAAGAGGAUGCUAUUGUUAUUGAUGAGAAUGUAUGUUCUGAGGUGCAACGUAAAGGAGAACGCAGCUUGAUUGGGAAAAUAUGGAGUGAUAGACAGGUGGGUAAGAAUGUGGUGGAGUCUACAUUUGCAAAAAUCUGGCGUCUUAGUAAAUCUGUUGUGCUGAGGGAGGUUGCUCCUAAUACUUUUAUCUUGAUUUUUGCCACUCAUGCUGAUAAAGAAAGGGUUGAAGGUGGCAGGCCAUGGUUUUUUGAUGGCCAUCUGUUUGUUAUUAACCCUUUCGAUGGAUCCAUUCCAGUUUCUGAGAUGAAGUUUGAUCAUGCCUCGUUCUGGGUGCAGUUUCAUAAUCUACCUUUGUUGGGAAUGAAUAAAGAAUGUGGGGCUAAGUUGGGUAGUACAAUAGGAGAAGUUGAGGAGGUUGAGGUUGAUGAAGAUGAUGUGGCUUGGGGUAGGAGUCUGAGAGUGAAGAUUAUGUUAGAUUUGAGGAAACCUCUUGCUAGAGGAAGAACCAUUGUCUUGCAUGGAGUCAAAGUAUGGAGUCCUGUCAAAUAUGAGAAAAUCCCUCGGUUUUGUUUCACGUGUGGUAGAAUUUUACAUGGGAGUGUAGGAUGCCAAGUACAGAAAGAUGUAUCAAUACAGUUUGGAUCCUGGCUACAUGCAGAGUCACCUCUGAAGAAGCGAUGGGAGAUAAAGAAGGAACUUUCCACUGACAAAGGCAGCAGUUCAGAAGCUGGUAUGGAGUAG
Carya illinoinensis is the source of this 789-nucleotide messenger RNA. RefSeq lists its product as uncharacterized. The transcript has a single exon. The record is from RefSeq and is a predicted model, not a curated record. Bases 1 to 789 code for a protein of 262 amino acids. Lineage: Eukaryota; Viridiplantae; Streptophyta; Magnoliopsida; Fagales; Juglandaceae.